Messenger RNA from Plectropomus leopardus (leopard coralgrouper), 1626 nucleotides. RefSeq names its product glutamate receptor, ionotropic, kainate 6 (gene grik6). Gene Ontology annotation, cellular component: membrane. Gene Ontology annotation, biological process: monoatomic ion transport. Gene Ontology annotation, molecular function: signaling receptor activity; ligand-gated monoatomic ion channel activity. Lineage: Eukaryota; Metazoa; Chordata; Actinopteri; Perciformes; Serranidae. The record is from RefSeq and is a predicted model, not a curated record.
AUCAGUCAGGCUCACUGGAGUCCGUCUGAAGUCUGACGUGCCGGCAGUCACAUUUUGGACUCUUGUCAGGAUGGAAAUCAGGAAAAUCUGGGUGCUGUUUGGCUUCUUUUUGUUGUCUAUUGGGUUUUUCCCAGACAUGGGAGUGUGCACUGCAGUGCAAUCAGAAGUGAGAAUCACAACUAUAAAGCAAGAGCCAUAUGCAGUGUCCAAAGGCACCCAUCUGGAGGGCUUUUGCAUGGACCUGCUGUCUGAAGUAGCAAAGAAACUGGGCUUCAAGUACAAAGUGCAUCUGGUGAAAGACGCUUCCUAUGGCAGACAGGAUGAGACUGGCAACUGGAAUGGGAUGAUUGGAGAGGUGGUGAGAGGGGAGGCCGACCUUGCGAUUGCUCCGCUGACUCUCACUGCAGCUCGGGAGAAAGCGGUGGGGAUGACCAAACCGUUCAUGCAGACAGGAAUCAGCAUCCUGCUGAGGAAGGAUAUCUCAGAGGGAGCUAGCUUUUUUGAUUUCUUGACUCCCUUUACAGCCGAAACAUGGAUCGGCAUACUCAUUGCUUACCUGGGGACCGCUGCUUGCAUCUUUAUAGUUGCCAGACUCAGCCCAUGUGAGUGGAGUCAGCCUCAGACUGAGCAGAACAGAUUCAGCCUCCUUCACAGUCUGUGGUACACAGCUGGAGCUCUGACUCUACAAGGUGCUGGCCCUCACCCAAAAGCUCUUUCAGGGCGUGUCAUCUGCUGCAGCUGGUGGUUAUUUACCAUCGUCCUAUUGGCUUGUUAUCUCUCCAACCUUGGCUCCUCAAAGACCUCUGAGUCCACUCACCUGACAGUGAAAGGGUUUGAGGACUUGGCCAAUCAGGACAUGAUUGAUUAUGGCUGUUUGGCUGGGUCUUCCACCCUUGCCUUCUUCAAGAAUUCAAACAACCCAGUUUACCGCAGAAUCUAUGAGCACAUGGAGAGAACCAAGAGUUUUGUAUCAUCCAUGGAUGAGGGAGUUCGGCGUGCAAAAGAAGGAAACUUUGGCUUUAUUGGGGAGUCUGUUUCUCUGGACUUGGCAGCAGCACGUCAUUGUGAACUUGUCAGAGCGCAUGAAGUCGUUGGAAUGAGGGGAUAUAGCAUUGCUGCCCCCCUUGGCUCACCCAUCAUAAAGAACCUUAGCGUGGCAAUCCUACAGCUGAGUGAGGCGGGGGAGCUGGCUUACCUGCGAAGCAAGUGGUGGGCCAGCAGCUGCUUAGCAAACAGGGCCAAGUCUUCAGCUGUGCAGCCACACAGCCUCAAAGGGAUGUUUCUGGUUCUUUCCCUGGGCCUGGGGCUUGGUGCACUGCUGGCCGUCCUGGAGCUCACCUCCAAGAGCCGAAGAAGUGCAGCUGAGCAGAGGAAAUCCUGCUGCACUGUGCUGACUGAAGAACUGAGUCUGCGCUUGAGGACAGGAAAUGCAAACAAACCCCAAGAAAAUGUUGACAAAGAUAAAGAAAAAGCAUAGAAACAUCUGAGACACAUAUUUUAACAAGUGUCAAAACAUUUAACUUUAGUUUUUAGUUUGAUAGCUGUUAAAGAAUAAUUUCUAAUAUGACAGAAACAUUAACUUAAUUGUAUGACUUGAACUUCCUUCUAUAGAUACAUCACAUUAAA